AAUCACGUGACUGUAUGGGGCGCAACCCCUAACACGUGACUAAGCGGCAAGGGGCGGGCCGCUAAUUGUCUAGCACUGCGCGUGCGCGAGUGGUGAUGUCGGACGGGGGAGCUGCUGCCGCUGCCGCCUGGGCAUUGCCAGCCAGGCAGCAGAAUGGAGACCAAGUGCUGCAGCCCGUCUUUAUGGUGCUCCAAGUCAGCCUUGUACACGUUCCUGCUAGGAGGAGCAUUUGUUACCUUGGGUUCAAGUCGUAUUCUCCUGAUGAAAUAUUCUGCCAACGAAGAUAACAAAUACGAUUACCUUCCUGCAACUGUGAAUGUGUGCUCUGAGCUAGUUAAACUGGUGCUAUGUAUGACAGUGGCACUCUGGAUAACAACAAAAGAGGGACGUUCAUAUAGUGACUUUGGAUGCACCUCAUGGAGGGAGUUUUGUAACUACAUGAAGUGGUCAAUUCCGGCCUUUCUGUACUUUUUGGAUAACCUGAUUGUUUUCUAUGUAUUGUCCUACCUCCAACCCGUCUACUGCAGGGGGAGACUCAAGGCCAUGGCUGUAUUAUUCUCAAAUUUUAUCAUUAUAACAACAGCGCUCCUAUUCAGGAUAGUGCUAAAACGGCAGCUCUCCUGGGUGCAGUGGGCAUCUCUACUGAUUUUGUUCCUGUCCAUCAUAGCUCUGACUGCAGGGACUGGAAGCAAUCAGCACAGCUUGGCCACACAUGGGUUUCAUCAUGACAUGUUUUUCAGCUCAUCUAAUCGCUGCCUUCAGUACACCAGGCCAGAGGAAGAGUGCUGGGGAGGAGACAACUGUACAGAAACAGGGUUCUUUCCCAGCUUCAAGUGGAAUGUCACUGCUACCACUGCAGGAGCAUUGAAGCCUCUCCGCCUCGGUUUGGGCCAUCUGCUGAUAAUAGUGCAGUGUUUCAUCUCCGCUUUGGCCAACAUCUAUAAUGAAAAGAUCCUGAAGGAAGGGGACCAGCUCAAUGAAAGUAUAUUUGUGCAGAAUAGCAAGCUAUAUGUCUUCGGGGUGCUGUUCAAUGGGCUGAUGCUGGGCCUGCGCUCUGAGAACCGUUGGCAGAUAGAGUACUGCGGCUUCUUUUAUGGCCACAAUGUGUUCUCUGUAGCUCUCAUUUUUGUCACUGCCUUCCUGGGGCUGUCCGUGGCCUUCAUUCUGAAGUUCCGAGACAACAUGUUCCACGUCCUGACUGCGCAGAUCACCACUGUGAUCAUCACCAUUGUGUCCAUUGUCAUCUUUGACUUCAAGCCUUCUCUGGACUUCUUCUUGGAAGCACCUGUGGUGCUUCUUUCCAUAUUUAUCUACAAUGCCAGCAAACAUCAAGGCCUGGAAUAUGCCACUCAGCAGGAGAGGAACAAAUUCCUCGGUGAGAUCUGGGAGCGAUCCAGCGGGGAUGGAGAGGAACUUGAGAGACUGACCAAAGCAAACAGUGACAUUGAUACAGAUGAAGAUGCCUUCUAGCAUGAGCUUGUGCAACUGAGUGCUGGGUAUUCUCCAAGAGAACAGCGUUGGUAUCUUUUUAAACUAUGGGAUAGUCUUUUUUCUAAGUGCAACAGUUAAAACUGUUUGGAUGGUUUUGUGAUUCCAGAGGAUUUGUAUUGUGUUUAAGUUGUGCAAAUAAAACACAGCUCCGAGA
This is a messenger RNA of Mauremys mutica (yellowpond turtle), 1645 nucleotides long. It is a transcript of the gene SLC35A5, whose product is annotated as solute carrier family 35 member A5. Lineage: Eukaryota; Metazoa; Chordata; Testudines; Geoemydidae. Gene Ontology annotation, cellular component: Golgi membrane. The transcript is spliced from 9 exons. The coding region runs from base 154 to 1470 and encodes 438 amino acids. The record is from RefSeq and is a predicted model, not a curated record. Gene Ontology annotation, biological process: pyrimidine nucleotide-sugar transmembrane transport. Gene Ontology annotation, molecular function: pyrimidine nucleotide-sugar transmembrane transporter activity.